GAGUGAGGUGUUUGCACAAAUACUGUUGCAUCCCAUCAGAUUCAUCGUCACACUUCUAAUAUUGUUUUUUCAAAUGUCACGAGCGAGUGAAAAUAAAACUCGUUCGCUUUUACAGAUGAUGCUCCGGAUGAAGACCUUUACUCCUUGGCUGGGAUCGUGUAGACCCAUUUGAAGCUGCAUUGAAACUGCAUUUUGGAUCUUCAACCUGUUGAUCCCCAUUGAAGUCCACUAUAUGGAGAACAAUCCUGGAAUGUUUUUCUUAAAAAACCUUCAUUUCUUUUCGACUGAAGAAAGAAAGACAUGAACAUUUUAGAUGAGGUUGCAAGAUCAUAAAAACCAUGCUGGCUAAUGGUUGAUAUCAAAACAGAUGAGAAGAUGAAACAUCUGUCUUCAAAUGUCUUCAAGUGGGACUGCCAGGCAAGUCAUGGAUGGUUAACAUCUGCACAGCAUGUUUGCUACUCAGUCUUAACUUCAUAACUUGCAUGUAAAGACUCUCACAUCAUGACCAACGUGCUUCCAGCUGAAGAUAACAUAACUUUAACCUUUUUUCCUGAGAACUGUCCCAACUGUACUGCGAUACCUGCAUUUGACAUUGACAUCACAAAGACACUGGCUUUGGGCAUAGUGCUGGUGCUCUUUAUAAUAUUCGGUGUGAUGGGCAACAUCCUGGUCAUCCUCUCUGUGGUGUGCCAUCGCAACCUUCGUUCCGUGACGCACUAUUUUAUCGCCAAUCUGGCCAUUGCAGACCUGCUCCUGAGCUCUGUGGUGCUCCCGUUCUCCGCUGCAUCGGAAGCCUUAGACCGCUGGGUGUUCGGCCGUCCUUUAUGUAACGCCUGGACUGCGCUUGACGUACUAUGCUGCACGGCAUCCAUCCUCAGCCUCUGUGUGAUCUCUGUGGAUCGCUGCAUGGCCGUCAGUUACCCGCUGCGGUACCCUUCUUUAGCUACAGGUCGAAGAGCACUAGCGGCAGUGAUGGCUCUAUGGGCUCUUUCGGCUGCCAUCUCCGUUGGACCGCUUUUCGGAUGGAGGGAGCCCAUGCCGGAGGACGAGUCGGUGUGUAGAGUGAAUGAAGAGCCGGGAUAUGCUCUCUUCUCCGCCGCAUGCUCAUUCUACGUGCCGUUGGCGGUGAUUUUGGUGAUGUACUGUAGGGUGUAUGUGGUGGCCCGGCGAAAGACUCGUUCCAUGAAUAAGGGCAGGCAGACUAAUGGGUUAAAUGAGCAUGGAGUGACCCUGCGGAUCCACUGUCGCAAUGCUCAGCAGGCCGCCGGGAAGAAGGAAGCAGUGAGAGCGAAGAACUCGCACUUCGCCUUCAUGCGUCUGCUCAAGUUCUCCCAAGAGAAGAAGGCGGCCAAGACUCUGGGGAUUGUGGUGGGAUGUUUUGUGCUCUGCUGGCUGCCUUUUUUCCUUGUGCUGCCCAUAAGCUCCAUCUUUCCAUCGCACAGACCCCCAGACACUGUCUUCAAAAUUACUUUCUGGCUGGGCUACUUCAACAGCUGCCUCAACCCCAUCAUCUACCCGUGCUUCAGUCAGGAGUUCAAGAAGGCCUUCCAGAACGUUCUUCAUGGUCACUGCCUCAGCAGAACACACAGGCCCUGGAGCCCUUCGGCCUCUGCUCGAGACCCUGUGCAUGGCCCCAAAUCUCCACGGAGUUUCCCAUCUGCAUCUACUGACUCCCGGAGGCCUACUGAUGCAUCGCCUACCGCUAAUAAAAACUCUUAUACUGCACAUAGCAACAGUGCUCUGAAUGUGCCUGAAACAUCUCUGACAAUGAAAGUUCAUCAGGUUUCUGUAUGCAAAAUGGGCGGUGAGGCUGUAUGAAAUGCUUUUGAACGAAUAAAAGACAAAAGACAAGGUUGUAAACAAUGCCACUGUGGAAUGGAACAAAGAUUACUGGGAAUCUGGCUAAUUCUUGUAUACAGGAGCACCACCUUGUGGCAACAUCUAUAAUAUGCAUCUGCACUUUUGUGAAGCUUAAAACUGUGAGGAGUUAUAAUUUGAAGUGUACAAAUGUGCUUGGUAACUUCAAAACUUGUGCAAAUACAAGUACACUGUAAUAAAA
Messenger RNA from Labeo rohita (rohu), 2059 nucleotides. It is a transcript of the gene adra1ab, whose product is annotated as adrenoceptor alpha 1Ab. Gene Ontology annotation, biological process: phospholipase C-activating G protein-coupled receptor signaling pathway; cell-cell signaling; positive regulation of cytosolic calcium ion concentration. The record is from RefSeq and is a predicted model, not a curated record. The coding region runs from base 502 to 1818 and encodes 438 amino acids. The transcript is spliced from 4 exons. Gene Ontology annotation, cellular component: membrane. NCBI's taxonomy places the organism in Eukaryota, Metazoa, Chordata, Actinopteri, Cypriniformes, Cyprinidae. Gene Ontology annotation, molecular function: alpha1-adrenergic receptor activity.